AUGAUAGAACACGGUUGCAGACAGGGUCCGCCCCUUAAGACGAAAUCAAGAGCAAACGGAGAUGCAGGGAGGAGGCAAAAGACGCCUAGGUCUCGGGAUGGAGGUCCAUACAAGACGUCGCCUGCCUCGAGAAAUAUGGGUGGGGAAAAGAAAUGGCCCUUCGACUCCGCCGGAAAUCAAAGGCAGUUUCCAUGGCAAACACAAUCCCCGAACUUAACAGCUACAAGUGUUGCGCGAAACCAGAAGCCGCAUACCACGCCAGAACUUGCGAUGAUCGAUCAACACAUGAAAACGAAGCCAGUAACACCGGACGGCCAACAUGAGACACCGUGCGAACAGAAAUCCGAGAUGCAGGAUCCAAUGGUACACAAUCGAUUGCGGGAGGACAAGCAGUUGGAAGACGAGAAAGACUGCCGCAAGACAUACGAAAAUGAUGAUUUGAAGGGCCAAACACUACUUGGUAGUCCAGAGGCGCUGGAAGACGGUUUUUUGAAAGAAAGUUUGGAGAAAGGAGUUGGGCCUGUGGAUUCUGGCACAAGCUUUCUGGGCACAGUCACGUGUCGCUCGACACAAGAUGACGAAUGGAAUCAGAGGCCCAAGAUUGUAACCAGCAACGCACAAUCAAAUCGAGAUGAGCGUCUCUCGCCCUCAACACCUAUCUCGCCUCAAUCUCCGAGGCAGCAUAUAACAGAAAUUCUUGCGGGGAAGGUGUCCCAGAUUCAAAUCCACCAGUCAACGACUCUAAUGCCUCAAAAUGCCGAUGUUUUUGAGAUGUUUCUGAACAACAAUGACUCCGCCGACCAAAGCGCCGACCCAGAAGUGCAGGAAAGGGCGACGAAUAACCUGAAGACGUUACGUAUGGAAGCUUUCAGGCGCCGUGGUGAGCUUCGCACCAAGCGCCAACAACUUCGAAGGCAAGAGUAUGUGAAGACUGAAGCUGACGCGAGAUUUAUCAAAUUUUUGACCAUAAACAUGUCAAAUCCAUUCAGAAACUCACUAGACCGCUCAGGGAGCUUAGCUUCUGAUAUUCAACCCUACUGGGAAGCAUUGCAAAGCGCGCGAAAUAAGUAUGGUCCCAUGGAGUAUGAAUACAAUCAAUUGACAGAUUCCCUGGACGAGUUGGAGUUCAAAUUAACGAAGGCCGAGAGUCAAGUGUACAAUACUGCAAGUAGCGUAACUGCACCCACUGAGGAUCUAUUUGAUGACCCGCCUGGUCUGGACGAGUCACAUUGGGAUGAUCUGUCUGAAGCGUCAUGGGCGGAUGAACAUACGUAUCAUCCCCUUCAUGCCAAACUUUUAGAUAAACUCGGUGACCUUGAUUUGGCUAAGGAGAAAUCAGACUACUUCAAAAGGAAACUUGAUGACGACCGAAGAGCCUUAAAUAAGCUCGCAGUUGCAGCAGAGAGUAAAGCCACUGAAGAUUUUCAGGAGAUGAAAGCCAGUGUGGAAGAUUUGAUCCAGCGACUGAAUGACGUGGAGUCAAAUAUAGCCAAGUUACUUACUGAGGUCGAGGUGCUUACGGCUCGUUGCGGAUCGGAAGGCAUAUACCUUCCACAGCACUCAGAAGAGGCCGAAGACUUCUUGGAGGAUAUCGAACUCCUGAGCACUGCAAAGGAAAGCCAUUUACUAGCGAAUUCAAGCGUGCCUUCUAGCGAGCCACAUCGCAACUUUUUCUUACAAUUUCCUACUCUAGUGGACAAGAAGAAAGAUCUCAAGGCCAUGGUCAACGAAAUUAACGACAAUGAACUGCGUAAACCAAACACGUUUCCCACUUUUUUGGAUGAAUCGACAGAACUUGAUAAUUUCAUUACCCAAUUCGAGGAAGGCAACAAAAGUGAUCGUAUCAAUCGGUGGCUUCUUCACAGUCUGCGAAUUUCUCCACUAGACAUCGAUCUGCUGGCUCAGAUAGUUUUAGACAUUGUUAUUAUCCGCCACAAUAUGCCUGCUUUAGAUGCUUCUCAAUAUCAACAUCUUGUUGCCUCUACUUGGUUUACGGAUGGAGCCAAUCAUCCAGCGGAUCACUACAUUCAAUAUCAAAGUCCGACCUACUUAACUCAUUGGUAUCGGCCGCAGAGUGCUUGA
Messenger RNA from Glarea lozoyensis ATCC 20868, 2082 nucleotides. RefSeq lists its product as uncharacterized. The transcript has a single exon. Lineage: Eukaryota; Fungi; Ascomycota; Leotiomycetes; Helotiales; Helotiaceae. Bases 1 to 2082 code for a protein of 693 amino acids. The record is from RefSeq and is a predicted model, not a curated record.